UUUUAAUGCAAAUCAAUUUUGAUUUAUUAAUCAAACUGUAUGGCAAAUGUUAUUCGCACUUAAUAUAUAUGAAAGUUUAUUGAAGUGUUGUACAGAACGGUGAAGUUAAUAUAUUGACAAAUUUAUAAAUGGAAGGUAAAUUCGUAUGGUAAUAACUACUUCAUGUACACAGUGCAAGGUGUUCAACAAUUUGUUUCAAAUAUGCUAGAUAUAAUCAUGGAAGCUGUGGAUAAAACCAUUCAGGAUGAACAAAAUAACAACAAAACUUUUAACAAUUUAACAGUUGACAUGUUCAGCAAUUCUGACGUGAAUUUUUCCGAUGAUGCUUCAUAUGAUUUUGGGACUGAAGAUCAAGAACAAUAUUUGCUGACUGUCAUUCCAAUGACCAUUGUAUAUUCCGUUUUGUUCUUUACUGGGGUUGUGGGUAAUAUAUGCACAUGCAUUGUAAUCUAUCGUAAUCGUUACAUGCACACAGCUACUAACUAUUAUUUAUUUAGUCUAGCCAUUAGUGAUUUAUUACUACUAGUAAUGAGUCUCCCACAAGAGGUUUAUGAGCUGUGGGUUCCACAACCGUAUCCAUUAGGUGAAACCAUGUGUGUCAUCAGAGGUUUCACGGCCGAAACAUCUACUUAUGCCUCCAUACUUACAAUCACAGCUUUUACUGCUGAAAGAUACAUAGCAAUUUGUCAUCCAUUGAAAUCCCACACAUGGUCCAGUCUGUCCCGUGCAGUGAAGAUCAUCAUGGUAGUGUGGACAGUGUCAGCAUUCUGCGCUGUUCCUGUGUCAUUCCAGUUUGGACUUCUGUACCUGAAGACCCAAAGUGGCGAAGAUGUAGUAGACACUGCAAUAUGUGCCCUGAAGAGACGCAUGAAGCAUGCUUUCCUCAUUUCGUCAUUGCUGUUCUUUUGGAUACCUCAGCUAAUACUUUUUUUCCUGUACGUGAAGAUUGGACUGAGGUUGCGCUUGCCGAAUCCUUUGGGAAAGACACUGGAUGACAAAGAUGGAUAUGCUGUACAAGGGAACUCGUAUAAAGGAUCCAAGGAUAAAAGACGCAUCAGCAUCAACAACAACAGAAAAGGAAUAAUUAAAAUGCUCGUUGCUGUUGUUGUCUCCUUCUUCAUAUGCUGGUCACCCUUCCAUGCUCAACGUUUGAUGGCUGAUUAUGUCCCAAUCACUCCAACCCCUCUGUUUGAUAUGGCUUACACUGUCAUCAGACACAUAUCGGGAGUCACUUAUUAUCUCAGUCCCACCGUCAACCCCAUCCUCUACCAGCUGAUGUCUCUCAAGUUUCAGCAAGCAUUCAAGGAUACCUUCGGCCCUUUCAGCAAAUGCUUGAGAGGGGAGAUACAGAUGACAGAAAUGGCACCAAUCACCACUAACGUCCCAACCGAAUGUUCAAGAGUGAGCACUCGAGUGCGAAGAUCACCAUACGGAUCUCCUCAGACAACUGCUUUUAACAUAUAAUGAUCCUGUAGGAUCCAAAUUGGAAUACUGUUGCAUAUUUCCGAUUUGACUGGUGACACAGUUGCGCCAAAUCUAUCAUACGCUAAUUUCCUCUUUUCAUAUCUUUAAUUAGAUCGUUUAGAUUGUGAAUUAUUGAUGUUUUUGAACCAACAAUUCGUGCUAGUACAUAGAUGGCGUGAUGUCUGCAUGUGAAAAUGUAUAUGUCAUAUCAAUGUUUCUAUAUCAUAACUUGGAUAUUCAUAUUAUUUAAGUGAAAUUUUGUGGACACUUUUAAGUAAUCUUUUAUAUAACUCUUAUUUGUUAAAUGUAGAGUUAAGCAUGAUCAUUGACAUGCGUUCGUUCUUGAAACUGGGAAGUAAUUCUUCUUAAAAUAUUCAUUGUUUGUUCUGUAUUAUAGAUCAUAUGAUGUACAACUGCACAAAUCCUAUAGUUAGAUUGUUGUCUGUGUCAUAGAGUAGUUAGUAAUCUUAAAUCAAUAUGUUAUAUCAAGCUGUCUUAUAUUUAAAUUAUUUUAAAUGGUAAGAAAUAGUUAUUUCAGUAUUUACUUUCAACAUCAAUUAUCAGCACUCAAUAAUGAUCUUGCUUGUAUAUUCAACAAGCUGGUUAAUUGCUAAAAACCAACAAGUCAGGAAUAAACGUUUUCAGAUCAAAAUUUUGA
Molecule: messenger RNA, 2122 nt
Organism: Argiope bruennichi
Lineage: Eukaryota; Metazoa; Arthropoda; Arachnida; Araneae; Araneidae
Product: pyrokinin-1 receptor-like
Exons: 2
Coding region: 163-1464 (433 amino acids)
Biological process (GO): neuropeptide signaling pathway
Cellular component (GO): plasma membrane
Molecular function (GO): neuromedin U receptor activity
Source: RefSeq, a predicted model, not a curated record